This is a messenger RNA of Thelazia callipaeda (thelaziosis nematode), 2217 nucleotides long. The record is from the annotation of a GenBank genome assembly. NCBI's taxonomy places the organism in Eukaryota, Metazoa, Nematoda, Chromadorea, Rhabditida, Thelaziidae.
AUGGCAAUUGUUUCGCCUUUGAACUCGAACUCAGAUGGACUAUUUCAUGCUUUCACAGACAAUGCAUCUGAAGAUACUGUAGCAAAGAAAAGUGUGAAACUGCGCAAAUGUACGCUAAUCAGUUGGGCAAUUAUAAUUCUUCUUGUCAGCAUUGUUUUCAUAACAACCAUUGCUCUCCUCCUUGUUUGGAAUGCUAAAUGUCAAGCAAAGAUAACAGCAAUUGAAAAACGCGAUACAUAUUGUGAUCUGGGAGUAUGCAAUAACAAAUUUCGAGUUCCUCCUUUGAUUGUAAUCAGCUUGGAUGGAUUUCGAAGCAGCUACUUAUCACAAAACAUCACUCCAGCGAUUCAACGUCUUAUUAGUUGUGGUACUCACAGCAAAUAUCUACUCCCGUCAUUCCCUUCCAAAACAUUCCCUAAUCACUACACUAUUGCAACGGGACUGUACCCCGCAUGGAGCGGAAUUGUUGAUAAUCAAUUUUAUGACCCGAAUUUCAAUGAGUUUUUCAAAAAAAAUGUGACUAGAAGCGGUUGGUUUUUGGGAGAACCGAUAUGGUCAACUGUGAAAAGAGCUGGUCUGAAGUCAGGUGUAUAUUUUUGGCCUGGAAGUGAAGGCAUCGUUUUAGAUAAUUUACCGACGUAUUGGAAGACUUACAAUUUUACAGUGCCAUUCACACAACGUAUUGAUUCGGCAAUAGAAUGGCUGAAAUUGCCGGAAGGUGAACGGCCAUCACUGGUGCAAAUUUAUUUUGAGCAACCGGAUGUUGCGGGCCAUUCUGGGGGACCUGAAUCUGAAGAGGUUCGAACAGCUAUGAUUUUGAUGGAUGGAAUGAUAAAUUAUUUGACAAAGAAAUUGAUCAGAGAGGGCCUUAUGGGUUGUGUCAAUCUGAUCUUACUUUCAGAUCAUGGAAUGCAGAAGAUUGUGAAGUCUAGAUCAGUUGUUACUGGAAAUAACUUAAGUUCUAAGUUUAAUGAUAUGUUUUUUCCUGGAGUGGUAGCUCGAAUACAAGUCAACGAGAAUGGUAAUAAAGAUGUUGAUGAAAUGAUUUCUAAUAUGGCUUGUAAACGUGGUACUGAUUAUUUAAUCUACAAGAAAGACUUGGUACCAAUUAGGUUUCACUAUGCGGGGUCAGCUAGGAUAGGUGAUGUUAUCUUCAAAGGUCGUCCAGAAGUUUGCGUUUUCCUAACAGAUCAGCAAAAGAAUGAUUACAAACUACUCGGUGAUCAUGGCUAUGAUAAUCGAAUUGUAAGUAUGCGUGCGAUUUUUGUUGCUAUUGGUCCGGACAUCGCGGAAAAGCGGGAAAUCGAUGAUUUUCAGAACAUAGAAUUAUAUAAUUUAUUUGCUUAUUUAUUGCGCAUAGACGCAGCGCCAAAUAAUGGAACCAAUGGUACUUUAUUUAGUGUGCUGAGGAAUCCGCCACCUAUUCCAGAAACUAUUUCAAGCGAGCCAUCACUUCAGUGUACUAAACUCUCAAGCCUAACAAAGUGCAAUACCUCACUUGAUUGUUCGCGAAUUACCGAUGUAUAUAGAAAUUGUUCUCAAGUUAUGCAAAGUUCGGUUGGCUUUACGGAAGACUUCAUAGGAGAACAUUGCAAUUUGCCAUUCUGUGAUGCACUCAUACAUUUCAAUCAGGAAUCGCAACAGACAGUUAUGGUAGAAGGCAUUCUGCGAAAGUCUACGUGGAGACUUGAACCCAAGAAAACUUGCAUGACAUAUUUUGAUGAAAUUCCUUCAAUUCAUUCCUGCGAAACAGCGCGGAGUGAAAACUUCACAUCAAUUUCUUUGUUUGCAAAUAUUGGUUUGCGUUUUCCAUUCGGCUACUAUUUAUCCAGUUAUGGUGAUUUAUUAUUUUUUUCUGGUCCAAUUUAUGAUAAGGAUGGAGAUGGCGUACGUGAUGAGAUAGACAUACGUGAGAGCCACGAUUUCAUUAGCACGGCACAACCAUCACAUAUAUUUUUUGUGCUUAUGCGAUGCAGAAAUGGUCAACUGAUUGCUGCUAAUAACUUAUGCAAAGAUAUCAUUUCCCUUCCAUACAUAUUACCCAUUCACGGAGAAAAUUUAAAUUGUUUGAAGCCUUCAGAGUAUCUGAAUGAUAAUACAGUUCGCCUUCGUGACAUCGAACUGCUAACUGGAACACAGUUUUUCACCGAUCGCAAUAUUUGGUCAGCUGCAGAAGCGAUUCAAUUGCGAACUUCACUACCUGAAAUCACAUACUGA